Molecule: messenger RNA, 1182 nt
Organism: Adineta steineri
Lineage: Eukaryota; Metazoa; Rotifera; Eurotatoria; Adinetida; Adinetidae
Source: the annotation of a GenBank genome assembly
AUGUCUGUCGACGAUUAUGAUGAUAGUGAUAAUGAUAAACAUCCUUCCCACGUUAAUAUAUCUACUCAUUCAAAAAAACGACCAAAGAAAAGAACUAUUCCACGACAAAUUACUGUGUCUCCAACAGAAUUGGCUUUCUCAAAAGCAUUAGAUAUUGAUUUUAAAAUAAAUCCUGACUAUCUUUCAAAAGGAAAUCAAUCUCUCGAGAAAAAAAUUCAUUCAAUUUUACCAUCCACAAUUAAUAUUGAAGAAUCAAGAAUGAUUGCUUUACAAAUGUAUAAAAUUAUUUCAAUUGAAUUAGUUCAAUCGUUAUGGAAUAUUUAUCAAAAAUCAUGCACGGGUAAUUUACAAUCGACAUUAUCUAUUAGUCAUAUGGAUGAUAAAAUUGAUACGAAAAUUUGUCCAACAGAAAUAAAAUCUUAUAUGAAAUUAUGUAAAUUGCAAAGUGAAAAAAAUGAUAUUCAUCCAUAUUUAACCUUUGUUAAUCAUUGUUUACAUGAGUUUAAAGAUCAAAGUGGACAUUAUCGUAAAGAACUGAAUAUGAAAGCCGGUCGUUUAGUUGGUUAUACACGUAGUCUUGAAUAUGUUAUUGAAAAAUUUGUUCAACAAGGAUUGAUUUGUAAACGCAUCGAAAUUGAUCGUGAAAUUGCUUUAGUUCAAUAUCAUUAUACGGAUGUAUUACUAAAACGUACUUUUCUUACACAAAAUCCUAAUGAAAAUCAAAUUAAAGCAGUAAAACAUCUUUGUAAACUUCAAUAUAAUCAAGAAAUGACAAGACAUGAAGCAAAUUUUUUAAAACAACAAAUUCCAAAUUAUAUUGCUUCUCAUCCAUUUGAAAAGGAACAAUCUAUCGGUCAAUUUCCAUUACUGAAUGAUAUUAAUGAUGCUAUUCUACGACAACAAUUGUACAAACAAUACAAGGAUACUGCUGAACAAGCAAGAAAUAAGAUGAUGAAUAUUUAUUUAGAAUGUGCUGAAACACAACGAGACCAAUGUCAACAAAAAUACAAUAUCGAAAUGAAACAACUAUGGGAUAAUGAAAAAACUCUUCCAUCUGAACUACGACUAACAACAAUGAUGAAAAAUAUAAUUGAGCAACGUGCUGCUAAUAUUAAAGCACGUAUCGAAUGUUUAUAUAAAUUUAAAAUUCAAUUACAUCAAAUGAAACCUAAUAUUCAAUAG